This is a messenger RNA of Andrographis paniculata, 1809 nucleotides long. RefSeq names its product peptidyl-prolyl cis-trans isomerase CYP40. The record is from RefSeq and is a predicted model, not a curated record. The transcript is spliced from 9 exons. Gene Ontology annotation, molecular function: protein binding; peptidyl-prolyl cis-trans isomerase activity. Gene Ontology annotation, biological process: protein peptidyl-prolyl isomerization; protein folding. The coding region runs from base 167 to 1255 and encodes 362 amino acids. Lineage: Eukaryota; Viridiplantae; Streptophyta; Magnoliopsida; Lamiales; Acanthaceae.
UUCUUCGAUAUAUAUAUGUUUAUUACAUUAGGGUUUUUAUUACUAGUAUUAUUUUCUGGUUGGGUUUUCUAGACUCUUCUGCAGCUCGCGUUUAUAUUCAACUGUGUAUUCUGGGACCCUUGAGUCAAGUGUGCUGUAAACUGUGGAGAAGAGGAAGACGACGACUAUGGGGAGGCCUCGCUGUUUUCUGGACAUUAGCAUUGGAGAUGAACUGGAAGGUAGAAUUGUUGUUGAGCUGUACGAUGAUGUAGUCCCCAAAACGGCCGAGAAUUUUAGGGCUCUUUGCACUGGAGAGAAAGGGAUUGGCCCCAACACCGGUGUUCCUCUGCACUACAAGGGAUCACGAUUUCAUCGUGUCAUUAAGAGUUUUAUGAUACAAGGAGGUGAUAUUUCUGCUGGUGAUGGGACUGGAGGGGAAUCCAUUUAUGGUUUGAAAUUUGAAGAUGAAAACUUUGAAUUAAAACAUGAAAGAAAAGGGAUGUUAUCAAUGGCUAAUGCUGGACCGGAUACUAAUGGUUCCCAAUUUUUCAUCACCACGACUCGAACAUCUAAUUUGGAUGGAAAGCAUGUAGUAUUUGGGAAGGUUAUCAAAGGCAUGGGAGUUGUUCGAUCCGUUGAGCAUGUCACUACCGGUGACAAUGAUUGUCCUACAGUUGAUGUUAUUAUAUCUGAUUGUGGAGAAAUCCCGGAGGGAGCAGAUGAUGGAACAGCAAAUUUCUUCAAGGAUGGUGACUUGUACCCUGAUUGGCCAACAGAUCUUGAUGAUAACUCUGAUGAACUCUCUUGGUGGAUUACUGCAGUGGAUAAAAUUAAGGGAUAUGGAAACGAGCAUUUUAAGAAGGAAGACUAUAAGAUGGCUCUUCGGAAGUAUCGAAAGGCUCUGAGAUAUUUGGAUGUUUGCUGGGAAAAGGAAGGGAUUGAUGAAGUAGACAAGAGUUCAUAUUUGAGGAAAGUGAAGGCUCAGAUAUUUACCAACAGUUCUGCUUGUAAGCUGAAAAUUGGAGAUUUGAAAGGAGCACUUCUGGACGCUGAUUUUGCUAUGCGUGAUGGUGAAAAUAAUGCAAAAGCAUUAUUCCGCCAGGGCCAGGCACAUACGGCCCUACACGACAUAGAUGCUGCAGUAGAGAGUUUUAAGAAAGCAUUGGAAUUGGAACCAAAUGAUGGAGCAAUCAAAAAACACCUUGCUGCUGCAAAGAAAAAGAUUGCUGAUAGACGCGAGCAGGAGAGAAAGGCAUAUGCCAAAAUGUUCCAAUAGCAAUGGACUAUAUGUUUUCAUGUUUUUUGCUGGAAGGAUUGGAGCUUAAGGUAUUGAAUUACACUUGAAUUGAUCUGAUCGACUCAGUUGCAGAAGAUAAUCGUAGCUGACGUUUCAUCGGCAGGAACAAACAUAGUCUACAUUGAAUUGUAGUUAUGGAUGAGACUGAGUUGUAGUAAUAUCAUUUAAGGUUGUUCAACAGGUUUUGUGGCGGGACCAUUUGCAAAGAGACUGACAAUCAAACAAACCUUUGCAGUUUUUGUGUUGUAACCAUGUCAUGUCAGACUAAUUUACAAAUCGAUCAGAUUAUGCAGAAACUCUACUCUAUUUAUUAUACUCAGGCUGUCCAGCUGUCUAUCUUCUAUUCUCUUCUGUGAUGAAAAUGAAAUCAAAGUGUUGUAUGAUGAGCCAUUUUUAUCUUGUUUGGAGUCAUGUAAUGAAUGAGGUAAUGACAGCGUCCUGGUGACGUAUGCGUAGUGGUGCAAAUGCAAAUUGGCCAACUUGCGUUUACUUAUGAAGUCGCACUGCAUUAUUUGCGACUUCUUCUUAUUCAA